AUGGAGACCACACUAUCGUCCCUGAGCGUUAACGGUCUUAUUUUAAUCCUGUAAGUCGUGAUAAUUUGGAAACGUCCUGUUUCAGAAAACAUGCCACACGUGUUGCUAAAUCCUAAUAUUCUCUAGACUGAUAAAAUCUCCGUAUCUCUUCAGUCUGCCGUUUAGUUUCAGCACCAGUCCUGUUAAGAGAGGAAGACUUCUGUUCCCCAUCUCGAUUUGUCCAACAGACAAGUCCUUACCGGUAAGUAAAGAUAUUUAAACUCAGUAAAACAAUAUUAUGUGAAAAGGGACCUUUCUCAUUAGGUUUGUUAUUUCAGAUUGACGAGAGAAUAGCAUGCCAUGUUGCAAAACAAAACGUUACUGACCACUACAGUACUCCCGUUGAGAGAAUUGUUCAACUCUAUUCAAGAGCCUCAACUGGUCAUGUUCAAAUUAUGAAAACGGGACUAGAUGCUCUGGGUCAGGACGGCUCAAUCUACGGUAAGAGGAUAAAGCAUUACUUAGGUACUUGAGGAUUAAACGGGAAUUGUUGCUCAAAUGCAAACUAUCAAAGGUCUUGAAAGGUUCUCGUAGAAUUUUUUCGCGUAUCGUUUUCUUGAGAUCAGUUUGCUUAUGCUUUCAGAGAAAACAUUAAAAAAAUUUUUCAAAAUAGCGCUACUCAACGGAUAUUACUCGCUAUUGUAUCUGGUAGAAUUUCUUGGGAUUCAUAUUUUGGAUGUAGUUUCUAGAUUAACAUAAAUAUCGUGAUAAUAGUAUUUCGUGAUGGAUGAAAGCAAACGAUCAUAUGGGGACCAUAUGAAAAAUCAGCGCUAUUUGCGAGGGACACGCUAAUAGCAAUAAGCUCUCAAUGUAUUCCUUGAUGUAUUUACCUUGAAAAUUUUUCUCCAUAAGCGUUGCAUUUAGGAAGGUAUCUCGUCUUAAAUGAUCAUUUUUGUGGCUCGUCACUUUUAAUUGUAAAUAUAAUUUCUACACGUAAAGGCGAUAACCUUUCCGUUUCCGUUCUUAGUUCUUUUGAAUAAAUCGUUUUUUAGAACAACCAUCGUAAGUCAGCAGUAUAAGACUGACUGAUUUUUAGACAUUAAAGCUUCAAUUUUUUUCUAGUGAGAUGAAGUGAGAGAAGCUUUGAGAAACUGGCGAGAGUCAGUUGCCAUCGCCGGCUACAAGCUAAAUUCGUGGUUUUAGGGCUGGGUCGUAGCGCCACAGGAAUCGGAACUAAAUGGGCCGCAAAUGCUCUAUACUUUACUCUCUGUUCGUUUCGCAGUUUUUGGCCUUUCAUGACAAAAUCCGGUGAUUUAUUCAUUUAAAAUUACCCACAGGGAUUUUGUGGCUUUGGCGCGGGAUGAAAGAAUAAAAUGGCACAAUUUUUCGACUGAACUUCUCAGCAGACGAUGCGUUCAUCAAAGGCGGUGAAAGCUUGAUAGCAAUGACGCGACGUAAUAUUCAUUUUCCGCGUGUUUCGAUCACAAAAUUAAGCGAAACUGGAAAAAAAAUCAUACAAGCAGGAAUGCCACAAUUUAUCAUUUCCUACGUUAUGUUGGCCCUUGGUUCAUACUCUCUUAAGGUUAUUUAAUUAUUUACGUCCGUAAUAACGUAAAUUAGCAAAUGUGAUUGUCCAAGAUCUGUUUUUUGGAAAGUAAACUAUCUAACAGUGUUUUAGUAUAAAAUUUCCUCGCUGAUGAGUAGUGCCGUUAUCAUUGUUUUUUCAGCUUGUAGCUUCGCUAAUUGUCCCGCGUAAUGGAACAUGUGAGAUGUUAUUUUUGUGGGUUUAGUGUAUUAAAAAUUCUUUUUAGCCUUGACAUUAUUUUCUAAUUUGGUGGGUCAAUGCGUCGUGAGACAGGUUGCGUUGAUUAGCGGUAGUUUGGUCGGCUUUAUUUGAUACUUGAAGUAGAGAUACAAAACAGCUUUGCAACUGGCAUGGUGCCUCUAACAAUUACUGAACUUGGAAGUAUCCGCUAAUUUUUGCUUGAUUGACAUUACCCUGAAAAGAGUGGGUCAUAAAUUGCCAUCCUAGAGCUAAUAAUAAACAAUUACAAAAUGGAGUUUAAGGGUAGGACUUGAAAAAUUCAGCCUUUCAAAUCAUCUUUUCCGAUGUAAAUGCUUUAUCAAAUCAUUAAAGCUUCGUGUUUGCGGGAUAAGUCAACCAUUCCUAAUUUUCUGCGUAAGUUAGAGGAAAUUCAGUAGAUCGCUAAGUACCGACGUUACUAUUUGUGUGGAUAAUGAGAGAGUUAACAGUCAGUUGCCGUUAUUAUUACGGUAGGUCAGACCGUAAGAAUAAGGAUAAGCAAUGAAGAGGGCGGAAAAAUAACAAAAAUAUCGAACACUUAUCUUGUUGAUGAUUCUGUUGGUGAUUUUUACAAGGCUCUUCUCUCUGUUUGUGUUUCAUUCUCAUUUCCUGUUUUUGCUCACGUUUUCAUGAUAUUCUUUACCUGCUGUGCUAACAAAGCUCUGGCAGAAUUGGUUUCAAAAAAGCAUAAAGACAAAGCCAAAUCCAGUUGCAAAGGUUUUGUUUGUAAACAUCGGCCUAAGGACACAAAGGAGCGGAAUUGGUUCGGUAGGGUUGAGAAGAUUUCCAGAUAUUUCACCGCCCCCCCCCUCCCCCCUCCAAUUUUAGUGCCGCUUUUUUCGAUAAAAUAUGUGGAACAUGUCAUGACAUUUGCUCAGUACUUCUUCGCUUCUUCGCAGAGUUAGUUGUCACCUUCUUGUAUUCAGCAUUUUUGACGAAAUCAAACGGCGGGGUCUUUAAACCAUUGAAAUUUCUUCGUUCAGUGAGACGCCAUGUUUCUCAUGGGUUUUUAAUUUUGUUGGCGAAGUUUGAAGUUACUCACCUCUGUGACAAAAUGUAAACUACACCUCGACUGGAUGUCUGAUAUCCAUAUCGAUCAGAAACGAAGCUUUUGUCUUUUUUUAUCUUUUUUGCAUACUUUUUUUGCAACGUUUUUAUUUCAUCACAUAACUUUAACAAUUCACCAUAUUGCAAGAAAACUUUUCGGUAGUUCGUGCAGUGAAUUACUCAUUCUUUGAGUUUUCCGGGAAGAACUUUUUUCUGGUUCGAGAUGGCUGUAAAUCUCUGUCAGGAACUAACUUUUAAAAUCACCUAUUCAUAAUAAUUAACAAGAAUAAAAAGUUUUUUUUUUUCAGCUUUACAGAAGGAAGCGAUACACAUUAUUUCUUAUGUGGGAAAUUGUGUUUCGUGCUAUUCAUGUACAGUUAUUUGUUGUUAGUCUAAUUGUUCCGCAGUUUUUUCUGAGAUGUGUUCCUGUGAAUUGGCCGCAGAAACUACCUUUGAUUAAAACAAAGUGAAUAUCUGCUUGGCCACCGAAACUUCUUCCGUUUUCUCAAUCUGCCAGUUACUUCUCUGGACGAAUUUUUGAUACUAAUGCAGAGCUAGUUCCAGCAUUUUCGUGUAACUGUUCAAUCAACAUCGACUGAUUGGUGCAAGCUUUUUCCAGUUGGCAUUCUGAAUGCAAUGUUAAAAACAGUGUGAGAGCUAUUUUUGGGCCAUAUGUUUCGUCCUUAAAGUAAGUGUUUGACACAUACUUGAAGGAAAACUACUUCCUCAGUUAUCGUUAGCUAUAUCGUUACUAUCAGAGUCUUAUUGGCUGGUGGCAAUCAACAGUUGAGUUCUUGAGUCUUACCAAACGCUGAAUCAAUUUUGCAAGUUGCGGAUAGAAUGGUAGAUGUUUAGUGUCUUUCCUAUAGUUGAAGACUUUCCUCAUUUAAGGAUUUCCCCUAGCCGACCGCACAGUCAGACAGAAUGUGAAAACUCCCAGUAAACUGGAGCCAUCUUGUUGAGUCGAACUUGAAAAGCGUUGUGAUUUGUAUAUUGAGCAAUUAUGAUGAAAACAAUGAUUCUCCUUGUCAAAAGUAAGCAUGUUAUGAGUCCACUACAAGGUCUCGCUCCUUCCCUAAGCUGCUCGAGAGAUAUAAUAUCUUGACGCAUAUCUUUAUUUAAUUAUGUUACAGCCCCGUUUUCUUCACGUUUGUUUUUGAAGCCCUCAUGUUAUUAUUCAUUUGUUCACUAUAGCGAGACUGGUGCUGGAGUCCGACAACUUUGGACGGAUAAAGAUCAAAAGGGAGAAAACAAACCGCUACAUCUGCCUGAGUAAAAAAGGAGAUCUCGUCACCAGGGUGAGGCUUGAUUCGUUUAUAACCUUUGCUCUAUUUCAUUGCGCUAGUGUUGUUACCAUUCGACAAUGAAUAUGCAACUGAGAAACAUAAUAAGUAUCGUUCUCGGUCUCUACUGAUUGUAAUAUUUUUGAACGAAUUUACUUAGUGUCAUGACUUUUUUCCGUCAUUUUAUUUAUCAGUUCAUUGUGUUGAUCAGCCUUAUUAAAGUUAGAUACCGGGGUAUACUGACGGCCGAAUCGGUUUUUGGACUAAAAUACUGACGAGAAGGAGAAAAUGGAUAUUAGUUACUUAGUUUCACAGGGACUGUUACAUGGAAGAGUAAUAUAUACAAUCGAGCGAUAAAUUCAUGGACUCGAAAGUUUACGAAAUCCUUUCAAUUGCUAUACCCAACGCUCGGAAGAAAUUUGGAAGCCUGAUAAAGACAAGGACUUUCGUUUCGGUUUCAAACAAAAAAAACUUUAUUAAGGGUAUACUUUUUUCAAGAAAUUCCUCCAACAUUAGUGAAGAACGCUAGAUUUUCGUCUAAAAUGAAAUAUCAAAGCAAAAUAUGUUCAUUCUCUCUUUUUUUGUAAUAAUGUUUAAACAACAGUUACAUUGACUGUGAUAACUCUUUUUCCCUAGAUAGCAAUCUCAGAUCUUCUCAGCGAAUUAUCAACGACAAGCACUCAUUUAAGGUCUUAUUCUAAUAACAUUCUCUGUAGUACUCUGGUGAAGUUGUUCACUCCUUCUUUGUCACUAGUAAGGGCAAUCUUCAGUAAAUAUAACUGUCCAACAUUUAAAAUUCAGCGUAGCAUUUUUGCAUUUCAGAUCUGAGAAGGUUUUAAUUCUUUGUUUCGUCAACGAUUUGCUUGAAAACUGCGGGUUUUUACAAGGUUCAGUUUAGCCGAAUUCCGCUUAAACCGAAAAAAAACCAUUUUAACGCCUUUUUCGCACUCGAAAUCGACAUGAAAUGUUCAGUGUGAACUAUUAGAGCGAGAAUUGAGACGCCUCGAUUGUGCUCUGAUUUUUCCUUGUGGGUCACGUGACUACAUACACUGAUAUCUACCUCCUGCAUGCAUUACAGUAGUUAAGAGCACCGUCUAGGUUUCUUCAAUCGUUAAUCAAAAUACUGUGAGAUCGGAUUAUUUCUCAGUGCUUUGUCUUUUGUGUAUUGUAGCUGUUUAUUGAACUGCCCGGAAACAACUUUUUCAGGUGAUUUUUGCCCACAGUAAACCCACGCACGUUUAUUGCUCUUUUUCUUUUCAUUUCGUACGAUUAAAACUUCGUAUUUUGCACAAAGGAAAUACAUUGAUUCAAGAAUACUAAGAGAAGAUGAAGAACAAAACGACAGGGCCAUGCUGACAUCUUAUUACUAGAGGUUAAAGUAGGCCAGGAACGUCCACGCUAUUUUAGUUUUUAGCGAGGCUGAGAAAAAGAGAUACUUCGGUGUAUUUCAUAAAUGAACUCAUUCUACUCUUGCAACCUAGAUUGCGCAGCAUGCACCAGGUAUACCCCUCUUUUUUUAAGUGAUUAAAGUACGACUCAGGCUCAGUUUUACCAUGUAUUUUCAUUUUUCCCUCGCAUAUUUAGGGUAGAGUUUAAAACAUCAAGAUUAUGUUGUAGUUUUAGAUCAACCAAUAGAAAUAUUUAAACACUCGACCAAGUCCAAUCAUCCAAUGGCCAUUGUUCGUUACGUGUAUGGAAACUUUUACUGCUGUAAUGAUUGUUAAAUUUAGUGUAAGUGGAAAACAAGCUGAGCGCACUAUCAAUUUUUUCCCAGAUCGAUAUCGUAGAAGUUUAAGUACAAUUUAGAUAAAUAAAUCAAUACGAAAGCUAAUCUAAGCGAGUAACCGAGAUAUCGUGCAUUGUUACACUACUAAAAUUCGUUUCUAAAGUAGUAAAGUACAGCUCUGUAGAGAGGUAAUAUAGCACCCGAGUCUAGAAGCGCAAACCUUUGCAUCACCUUUCGCGCGUGAAACACGAUCUAGAAAUGCCUGGGACGUCAUUGCACAUGUUCCAGGCGGGAGAUUUCAUCACGAACUUAACAUUUUUUUGGCGCUGGAAAUAUUUCUGGAAGAAUACAAUGGAUUCCUCCAUUUCUCUGCACGGGAUGCUAUUCAUGUUAUGUAUACCACAGCCAAAAUGUUCUCCCACGGAGUUGAGCGUACGUCACGCUGCGCGGUAAGAUGUACCUCACGAAGGGUCCAAGGUUUUGUGAAAACAAUAUGGUGAUGUGUUACUCUUAUCGACAAUACAUGAGGCAGCCUUUUGUACUUUUCACAAAAACCCUUCAUAUUACUGAUAGAAAUUAAAUGAAAGCUUAACUACAACGUGAUGACCAUUCUCAAGUCUGGUUUAACUGAUGCUCAAUCUUUUCAAUUAAAUCAUUUUUAAUCGCACACGGUUUUGUUUUUUUUUUUCUAUUUCGCGACUAUGUUUGGCAGAGGGCGCACCAACUUUAGAUUGGAGUCCAAUAAAAAUCAAAAGCACGUUUAUUGAAACACCAGUCCUCUCUUUAAUCUUUUAGUUGGGAUAAAAACUCGCAAAAAGCAGCUGGAAACAAUGGUUGAAGGGAAAAUUGACCAAAGUAAUAGACAAACAAACAAACAUAGUGUGUUCAAUGACUUUAAUAAUUGGUUAAAGACCCGUUUGUGAUGCUUAACUUGUCUGAAGCAACCAUAUUUUAUUAUUUUGGAUUUUAAACGAUCAGUAAUAUAACGUCUGUUGCCCUGUCCAUUAAUUGUCUCUGGCUGCCGGACUCACAAAAUAGUUCACAGCUUACCGCUGGCAAUCAUUCAUUAUGAUCUAUCACAUCAAGACAUCACGCGAAACAUGUCUGAACUGUAUAGAGACUUACAAGCUUACUUGUACCUGCUGCAAAAAUGAGGAUUCAAUAAGUUAGUAAAGGUCAAACUGGAGUAUUUCGUUGUACAUUGACCAGUCAUUGUUGUUGGUCUUCUAAUGUCGUGUUGCUACCUAAUUCCUCGAUGUCUACCUUCGUAGGGGUUCAGUCUUUGACUAAAUCAUUAAUUACUACCUUGUUUGUCCUCAAAGUUGCGGUGUGAAACUAAUUAUACCACCAAGAAUAAUUUCUGUCAACGGGUAUUGGAAGUUGAAAGUACAAUAUCGUUGCAAUGUUUAGCCAAUUUGCACUCAAAAACACCGUUUCAGAUAAAACUAAUUGACUGAAGAUGGAGAUUUUUUUCUGUGGCGUCCUUUAUUUCUACUGCACUCUAUGUCAAAAGACUAAUGUCGUCGAGAAAAACUGAUGAAAAACGAAAGAAAAUAUGAAUUAGAACCCGGCUAGAUCGAAUUAGAAUAUUCAACUGCAAUUGACUCUGCUGCUUUACUCUGAACUUACAGCCGCAAGAACCCAACGUUCAGACUCCUUCAAGUAAUCCCAUAUAUCAAGCAAAGCACCUAAAUAAAACAGUUAUCUCGAAGCUAAUAAUUUCCACGAUUUAUGUUUAUAAUCAGUAUUCACACCUUGUUUGAAUCAAAAUCCGACAAACGCUCGACUAAGUCUUUUGCAAAUCUGUACCUGGCCGAUAACAAAAUCCACCCCACACACCAAGCGGUGAUAAUUAUCAAAUUUCGUUUCUAGAUAUCCUAGUGAAGCUGUAAAAGUUGGUUACCAGGGUUAAUCGGUUGUCGUCACAUUUGCUAUUUUCAGAAUUUCGUGAGUACUGCCUCCUCCAAAUGUUGAUUAACUUACUGUAUUACAAUGGCAUGCGAUGCUGGGAACCUUCCAUGAGCGAGCACGCUAUCAGUGGCGCAACAUGUGGGAAUAUUUGUAUUGAUUAUUAUUGAAUAUUGGUAGUGUGCAGUAAAUAUCUAGAGGUGUUUACAUGUGCUUAAGUAAGAGCGGCAAGUUGAUUGGCUGAGCUACCGGACACCGUGAGCCUCUUUCUCAGAUAAGCCAUUGCCUUAUAAUGAAUUCCUAAAGCUUCUACUUCAGCACACUUCUAUAAUACCAUAUCAGAAGUGAUAGUUAUUUCAAACUUCAGCCCUGUCAACUAUGACCUACUUUUGUAAGAGCAAAGAAUAUAAGAGUAUCGCAACAUAAGAUUAGAACCCUUGAGCAGUUGUGUCCUUACCCUAGAUGAUAAUUAUUCCGGCCCUGGUCACAGGGCAGAGUCUUCGGUUAAAUCGACGACCAAACAACCGUUUUUAGAGAACAUAAUUCGUUAGGAAAUUUGGUGUGUCAUAGUUGUCUCCUUCUUACAUGUCUCUUUCAUAACUUGAAAGUAAUCUCGAUUCCCCACCGGCUUAAACUUAAAUUACCAUCCCAUUCCAACUUUACCCAAGAUAUGAUGUUAUUGUCUUAAUUAAAGGGUAAAAAUGGCGGAAGAAUAUCUCCACAUUACUUUGGGAAAAAUUUAUAUUCAGCAUUUCGCGUGUAACUCACCUUCCUGCUGUUACUUGGUUAAUUAAAUCAGCAGAAAGGCAUUUCUUCCCGAACGACUUGAACUGAGAAAAAUUUGCAGAGUGUGAAUAACUACGAGCCAUGACAAUCUGCUUUGCAAGCUCUGGUUAAGUGGGUCAUUCUUUUCUCACCUUCCUCUCAAAGAGGAAACACAGUUUAUUCUAGAAAUUAGUCCAAGAGGGCCCCCUUCUUUAAUUUUAGGGGGGGUCCUUUAUCAAGAGUGGGGUCCAAAAGAUGGGGGUGGCCAAAAGGUGUUUGAACUUAUUUGUAUAGUCUGGUCAAUAAGGAAACGAAGAAGAGAAAGACAAUAGAAACAGCAAGAGGCUACAAAAGUUCGAAGUGGCGAUGGUUACUGUCAGAUCAAUCUUGUUACCAUAAGACCUGCAGAUACUUUAAAAUAACAAUAAUUAAAAAAACACAAAACGAAACAGAAACAAACAAAAAUAGCAUUUAAUAUGUACUUAUCCUUGUGCACAACUUUUUGGGCACAACUUAAUUAAUUAUUUGUUUUAAUAAUGUGUUGUUUCACCGUGAAUUGUCCAGGUGAAGAAGCAAAAGUUUGCCGCAAUGAGAAGAUGCAUUUUCAAUGAGGAGAUGACAAGCGAUGGUUACUUUCAGUACAAAUCAGUCAAGUAUCCACAAUGGUACAUCGGUUUCUCCAAAGGAGGACGCCCUAGGCACGGAAGUAGGAGUGCCAAGCGAGCAAUAUACCGCCAUUUUACAAUAAGAAACACACCAGACAGAAGACACACCAGGAGAGUGGCCAGAAUUAAAAGAAUUAUCAUCAAGUGGCUCAGAAAGAGGUUAAGGAGGGCUUAAUCUUUUAACUCCCAAGGUCUGAUAAGCAAUUCUUUCUUUUGGCUGUUAUACAUCUUCUUUUGAAAUAGUUCAGAGAAUCUGGUAUCAUGUUACCCUAACACCAUCUGGUGGAAACGUUUGUCUAUUCUCAUCGUCUGUUUGAUGGAUAAUUUAUUGAUACUUAAAGGAGAAACUAUAUCUUAACUACUUCUGUGAGCUCUGAGGGUACCAGUAAUGCUCAACCUGGAGCAAACAAAGCAUGUACAUGCUCAAGACAUUACCAAAACCGAUGGAGAACAACUUCGUUUGGAACGAAGGGAAAAUUGAAGUGAAUCAAUUUCGCGUGUAAUCGAGUUCAGCUCUGUAAAGGGUAGUACUUUUGACAGUUUGAUAGCGUGACUCAUGGUGUAAGAUUAAUUGUAGGACUCUUUAAAGACGGAGAUUCUUGAGCUCUUCUCGAAAGACUUAUGUAGUUAGUAUGACCAUAAUCAUCACGGAAAACGGCUUACACCAGUGUUACUUUAAGUCUUUUAUAAUCUUAAAAGGAGAUAGUGUAGGAAUAAUGUACAUAAUUAUACCUUUUGAAUUACUUUUGAGAAUAUUCACGGUAAUAUUUUUGACUGUGGAAAGGCAAAAUUAAGGAAUACGAGAUGAACGUUCUAGACCGAUGUUGACCCUGAAACGUGUCCGUUUGGUUGAUUGUAAUUACCCUUUCAUACCUAAGAGGUAAUUUAUGAUAUUAUGAUAACCCAGGAAAGUUCUAGACCGAAGUUCCAAUCGAAACAUUGAGGUUCGCUCGCGCUAAAACGUAUCAGAAUGCUUUUGAAGAAUUUUUUUUGUUUCUUUUCACCCAAACUUGUCAGUGAUAAUGGGGGGAAAUCUGACGUUUGAAAAAUAUUUAAUCUCUGUCAAGGUAUUUAUGUUUUUUUUUUUUCUUUUAAGUGAAAUAGCAGUUUAGGUAAAGUUUAAAGAUGCGUCAGUUUAAUGAGUGAUUGCUCCAUGUUAAUGCUUCUUCGAAGCUGUAGUCAAGAUCAACUAUUACAAAAACAGAAGAGCUAACUACAUUUAAAGGAAAAUGGUGGUAAUGUGUCGAUGAAGUUAAAUCAUGCAAACAAAGGGCUCAAUGUUGCUAGUCCCAUUUAUUUUAACGAGGCGGUUAGCCUUCAAGCACCAUGCAGUUAUAUAUUAGAAAACUCGCAAUUUCGGUGUUGUCAGCGGUAUGAGAAAGCAAACGGAAACUCUUAUCUGUAAUUAGUCCUUGAGUCCAUAUGGAGUGCUUUUUAGAAUCUACCUAGCAAAAUGAGACGCAGUAUUCGUAUGAUCAACAAACUGAGGACCCUUACGCCAGAGCGUAAACUUGAUAGAAAAGAGCGUUUCAGUCAUCGCUUUUCAUUGGGCCAUUCCUUAAUUCAACGCGCCUACUAAGUCCAAGGCUACAAAAUUUAGAGAAGAGUGAAGCUGGUUUUUGAUCAUAAGAAACUUAUGAAGUCGUCCAGAUUUACCUGUGCUUCAAAUGUAAUAUGAUGUCUAUCACUUUUUUGGGUUUCAUCCAAAUCUCGUAAAUCACUGUUCAUGUAAGCCGUGUCACGUGACGUCUCGAUAUGAUAAUGAAACCAGGCGUACCCAUGACACGGCACGUGAAAUCUAAGGCCUAAAAGCUGAAUUAUUGGCGCACCGACUGCUCAUUUCUCUUCAGGUCUUUGAGAUUGUGUGGGGAACCCCAGCUUCUGCAGCCGCUACCCCAGGUUACACUGCACGCAUCUCUUUCCGUUGGCGGCCAAGGCAGAGAGCAGAAGCGGCAACCCAAUACAGUCCAGUGCCUGUCUUUAUUUCAUUUCGAAAAUACGAAGCUGUAAAGAUUAUCGUG
Pocillopora meandrina is the source of this 11198-nucleotide messenger RNA. NCBI's taxonomy places the organism in Eukaryota, Metazoa, Cnidaria, Anthozoa, Scleractinia, Pocilloporidae. The record is from the annotation of a GenBank genome assembly.